This is a messenger RNA of Labeo rohita (rohu), 2447 nucleotides long. RefSeq names its product transcription factor 21. The transcript has 3 exons. NCBI's taxonomy places the organism in Eukaryota, Metazoa, Chordata, Actinopteri, Cypriniformes, Cyprinidae. Gene Ontology annotation, molecular function: RNA polymerase II transcription regulatory region sequence-specific DNA binding; protein dimerization activity; DNA-binding transcription factor activity, RNA polymerase II-specific. Gene Ontology annotation, biological process: regulation of transcription by RNA polymerase II; developmental process. The record is from RefSeq and is a predicted model, not a curated record. Bases 1333 to 1965 code for a protein of 210 amino acids.
AUUUAGCUGCGUUUAGCCACUAAACUUGCUAAGUAGCAUGUUAUUAGGAAAGGCGAACGCAAAGAUGCAUAAAAAAACCCUUAUACUCACUUCUGCUGUAAGUGAAGCUGGAUCACGAAUGAUUUGCGUGAACAUAGACGGAUAUGUGUAGAUCUGGAGGCGCAUUCCCUUCACAAACAAACGUAAUCCACUGUAUCUUCAGCGGCUCAGAUGUCGGGAGUAAAUGACGACCACUAUGUUCAUUAUUACAUCCAGCAACACAACACCUCUAUUCUCGUCUAACUUACAUCCCUGCUCCGGCAUCAAAACAAUGGAGGUCGGACCGUUACAGCUGAUCUGAGGUAAGACGCUCAUGUCAAUCAACUAUCGUGGGAGCGGCCUCUCUGACAGGCAUCUGAGAAUGGCUCGAUCUGAAAAAAGGGAUAUUAUUUUUAAAGAUUAAUUAAAAACCACUGCAUGGAUUUUUAUUAUUACAGGGUAGAUGUGUACAUACACUGCCAACACACAUUAAUGUUCAAACAACAUGUAAAAGUAAACUUUGCAUCCGAUGACCCCUUUAAAUAAAAGAGACAUUUUUUUAAUGCAACGGCCAGUUUGUUACUUACCCACUGAUGGGCAUCUCACAGGCUUCCUACAUGCUCUGAUUAUAUUCAACCAAAGCUGAAAGCAUGCCUUGGAUAUCAAGGUUCUCCAGACUGUAAUACAAGGAUGUUGUUUCCUUUCUCUCCCUCUCUGAACCCAAUUACUAACUGAAAUGUGCACCUGGAAUGUGAGGAGGCGCACUGAUUGUUUAGACAUUUUGUUUAUUUGGGCAGAUCAAGGCGCUGAUCCAACAGGCCAAACACACAUAUGCGGUACAAACAAAUGACCUGGACAAUCAGCUAGUUUGCAUUGCUAAUGUGAUGAGACAGAAUUAAUUCCAACAAGUGCAACACAAAGAACAAACAGAGCUAACGGAAAACAAUGCGAGUAAAAAGUUUGGACACACUUCACUGAAUUUGUUUGUCGUGAUCUUAAAACCCCGUUGAUCUAAAGACUUGAGCUUAAAUUUUAAUUUGUUUUGUAGACAAAUAUAAAUUGUCUGUACUUUCUUUUAUACAAAACUUGAAUUAUAUAUAAUUAUUUCUCUUUUUUUUCUUUCUGUAGUGGAUGAGUUGGAGUGGAAAGUGGCCAGAAAGUAUGCAGCACUCCAACACAAAGGAUGCCCUUCAUGAGUAGAGACAAGCACCCUGCGGCGAGACCUGGAGCUAUUUAAUGGCCAUUACGCCGAGCACUGCCCAGAUUACGCACGGUAGUUAGAGCUCAAACCUCAAACGUGACAUCUGAAGAAAAAUGGAAGACAUAUUUUUUGAUUUCGAUGCUCAAGAUGCUGCCACAGACUUUGCCUUCUGGGGCCAAAUGGACCCCAACUUCCAGUUCCAGUCUCAGCUGGACACGCUGCUCUUUGACUGCAGUGCAAUGACAGGUCAGCUGUCUCCCUGGUCCUCUUUCGGAUGCCAGUCCGUGUUCCCCGAGGCUCAGCUGACCUUCACGGACUUAGACUCGCAGUCUCCGCAGCUGGAGGUCGGUGCUGAAGUGGACAGCUCCUUAGUGGACGAACCCCAUGAGAUCGGCAAGCGCAGAACGCAGCAGCAGCAGCGGCGCUUGACGUCUCAUCAUCCGUACAAGGUGCAGCGCCACGCCGCCAACAUCCGGGAGAGGAAGAGGAUGCUCAGCAUCAACUCUGCGUUUGAGGAGCUGCGCUGCCACGUGCCCACCUUUCCCUACGAGAAACGGCUCUCCAAAAUAGACACGUUAAGACUGGCCAUCGCUUACAUCGCCCUGCUUAGGGAAAUCCUCAUGUCAGGCUGUGACCCCAAGUCAUACGUGGAUGAAUGCAUGAAGAACGGCUAUAAGAAUCAGACCAACGCCAUCUGGAACACAAGCGAUCUGACAGCUCGGCUCUCUUGGAUAAAGUGGGAUUAACUGCGGCAUGGGCCGUGAAGAGAGAUGCCGCCUCUCCCUCCUUUCUCACGCUCCUCUUCAAUGGUGGCAUGGCACGACGACUCCGCGACAUCUGCAGACUUCUCACCGUGCUACACCUCCUGGCACUCAGGACACUUUUUAUAUUCUAAUUUGUUGUGGGUUAGAAUCAGGCCCCCUUUUGCUCAUCCAGACGUGCGUUGUUUGUUGUGAAUGAGGCCUUAACGGGACAAAGCCGUGGCACUUGUGCCUGUGUGCAAGAUGAGAGAAUGGCAAAAGGGCGGCAGUUCGAAUUUGUUUUCAUGUGCUUCACUGUUGAAAGCAAAUCGAAAGGGUUUGGCCUGGCAAUGUGCCUAACAGCCACAUUCAGCAGUGACAUUUUGUCACAAAUUGACAUUUUUAUCACAACAGUAUUUAUUUGUUAAUUUAUUCUUUUUAUUUAUUAAAAAUGUUUGUUUUUUGACUUUUAACUUUUUGUGAUUGAA